CUGCUCCUGGCGCCGGAUUGCUGCAGCGUUCCACCCGCCUCUGCUUCGCUGCUGUUCCUGCCAGCGAGGCCUGGGCCUUCCGGAGCGAGCGGCGCCUUCCUCUCCCUCGCCUUUGUCCGCUCUCUCGCUCGCCUGCCUCCAUUCCUCUUCCCUCCUCUCACGUGUCCCGGGCUCCCAGCUGGGAGGCGAGGAACCACAGGCUCGCUCCUUUCCUCCUCACAUGACCCGAGUGUUUGUCCCCGUGAUCAGCGCCUCGGCUCCCGUGUCUGCGCCGCGUCCCCUCUCUUGCCUCCACCCGGCGUGAGGUUUCCAAGCGGGGGGAAAACAAGAAGGAAGCCGGGCCGGGGCGCUCUCCUUCCCCUCCCCCUUCCCUUCCCUCCCCCUUCCCUUCCCUCCCCCCUUCCCUUCCCCCCAUGGACAUGCUCGAUCCAGGCCUGGACACAGCCAACGCUGCUGCCAACGCUGCUUCCAGCCACGAGAAAGGACAAGAAAGUGAAGAGGGAGUCGAGCUGCAGGAAGGGGAUGGCACAAAUGCAGACGAACAGACGGCCGUGGCCAUUGCCAGUGUCCAGCAAGGGGCCUUCUCAGACCAUAAUAUCCAGUAUCAGUUUCGCACAGAGAACAAUGGAGGACAGGUGACAUACAGAGUAGUUCAGGUGACAGACAGUCAGCUGGAUGGACAAACAGAUGCAACCGGGGCAGUUAGUGUGGUCUCAACAGCAGCGUUUACAAGUGGCCAGCAAGCUGUUGCUCAGGCUGUGAUCCAGAACCCCUUCAGCAAUGGCGGAAGCCCAGCCGCAGACACCGUCAGCGGGGAGGCACGAUUUGCAUACUUCCCUGCAUCCACGGUGGGAGACGCCACUGCAGUGUCAGUGCAGACGACGGAUCAGUCGCUGACACAGGCCGGAGUUAAUGAAGGCCUCUCCUGGACCCAAAAUGGCCCAGGAAUACCCCCAGAACAUGGGCAAUUCUAUGUAAUGAUGACGCCACAGGAUGUGUUGCAGACAGGAACGCAACGAACCAUCGCUCCUCGUACCCACCCCUAUUCCCCGAAAAUGGAUGGGACACGGACGCCACGGGAUGAAAGGCGAAGAGCUCAGCACAAUGAAGUUGAACGGAGGAGGCGAGACAAGAUCAACAACUGGAUCGUCCAACUAUCAAAAAUCAUUCCAGAUUGCAAUACAGAUAACACCAAGACGGGAGCGAGCAAAGGAGGCAUCCUGUCCAAAGCCUGUGAUUACAUCCGUGAGCUGCGCCAGACAAAUCAGCGCAUGCAAGAAACCUUCAAAGAAGCUGAGAGGCUGCAGAUGGACAACGACUUGUUACAACAGCAGAUUGAGGAGCUGAAGAACGAAAACGCCCUUUUGAGAGCACAGUUGCAACAACACGGGAUCGAGAUCGUGGGGGACACCCCGGGGCAGUAGCGUGCCCCCCCCCAUCUUUUUUUUUUGCCAUUGCCUCUUCAUUUGGGAUUUCACCCUGCAGUUCUCCUUUUUGUAUAAAAGCCCCCGCAAUGAACCUUGUCUCACAUGGGGGUCAAAUAAAGGGGAGGGGACAUUUGGGGGUGGUGCGGGGAGCCAGAUCACACGGACUGUUGGCCCUAGUCCUUGCAACUGCUCCCAAAACCCCCUUUUGCCUUCCUGCCCCAAAUACUCUUUCCUGUUCCCCCUUGCUGCCUCCCUCCUUUCCUUAGGAUAUAUUAAGGUUAAACAGUCAAAAAUCUGCAUUUUUAUAGUAGAUUUUUAACACAGGCUAGCCAACUUUUUCUGCCGCUCUCAGCCCUAAUCAUGAGGGCCAGGGAGUAUUUCCCACUUUAGCUGUUUAAAUCUGUCAGAUCCCGUUUCCUCUCCGUUUAGAGACUUGUGUGGUUUUGAGUCCUGCUCCUGAGCGGCAAAUGGACAUCCAUUUUGGUUAUGGCUAUGAACUGGGCAGGGGAAGGGGCUUGGUAACUCAGGUUUGGCUACCGAACUAGUACUUUUGGCUUUUCUCUCUGCCUGUGUCCCCUCAGCUAUGAAGAUAUUCUCAGAAGAUCUGGAUUGCAGACUGCAAGGGUUAAGUCGCCUUGCUUUAAGGUGCCCAGAAAGGAGUGCUUUCUGCAUUGAAACACGUGGUGUGCUUUAACUUGCACAUCCCAUGUGCCAAUGCGCAGGUUGCAUUCAUUUUCAGUGCUGACAGAAAUCUGCAAUUGUUAGUUGGGGCUUAAUUUUGAUUUGCGUCAACAAGAGUUCUUGCUGACUUCUAUUUUGUGUCACAAACGUGGAAGGUUGCCACUCUGUUUUUGCCUCUUAGCUGUGUCUGUCCUUUCUCUAUUUCCACAUCAGAAUUUGUGUUUUUUUAAAGGCACAGUGGAAAACAAUCCUAAAGCCUACUUCAGCCUCAUCCCUCCUUCCCUUUCUUUCUCUCCUUGUAAGUAUUCUUUUAUUUUAUUAGUUUCAAGGUGCGUUUGUAUAGAGGUACGGUGUUUGUAUGAUAGUGGAAACCCAGGCCAUUAGGAAAAAAAUUUAGUGGUGGAUUGAAUUGACAACAGGGUUGCUUUUUGUGUGUUUUUUGAUAUUAUGUAAUUUUUUAAUUAAACUCCAGCAGUGUUUUAGGAUUUCAGGUUGAAACGAAAGAAUCAGGAGAUGCAUUUGUAAAAAGAAGUAGUCUCCAAUAUUUUGGGUUCCCCCCACACCCCACCCCACACUUCCAAGCAGAUUUUUUAAGAAAAGAAAAAUAAGAGAAAUGGUUGCUAAAAUGAUAAAUAAUUUUAUUGUGAUAGCAAGUACCUUAGGUUUGAUUUUUUUUAAAAGAAAAUAUCUAUAUAUACCAGACCCCAACAAAAAUAAUAAUUAUAAUCCAGAAUUGCAGCUGGAUUGGUAGCGAUUCUUUGUACUAUUCAGUCCUGCUCCAAGCCUUUUGAAUGUAAGGAGGAGGAGGGAAGAGGUUUAAAUCAAGGGAAAAAAGCAAAUGGUAUAUAUAAAUAUAUAUAUAUAAAAGAAGAUUAAUGAA
Molecule: messenger RNA, 2988 nt
Organism: Anolis carolinensis (green anole)
Lineage: Eukaryota; Metazoa; Chordata; Lepidosauria; Squamata; Anolidae
Gene: usf2
Product: upstream transcription factor 2, c-fos interacting
Exons: 11
Coding region: 414-1424 (336 amino acids)
Biological process (GO): regulation of transcription by RNA polymerase II
Molecular function (GO): protein dimerization activity; DNA-binding transcription factor activity, RNA polymerase II-specific; RNA polymerase II cis-regulatory region sequence-specific DNA binding
Source: RefSeq, a predicted model, not a curated record